Molecule: messenger RNA, 1902 nt
Organism: Choloepus didactylus (southern two-toed sloth)
Lineage: Eukaryota; Metazoa; Chordata; Mammalia; Pilosa; Megalonychidae
Product: cationic amino acid transporter 4-like
Biological process (GO): amino acid transport; transmembrane transport
Cellular component (GO): plasma membrane
Molecular function (GO): amino acid transmembrane transporter activity
Source: RefSeq, a predicted model, not a curated record
CUGUCACCCGCCAUGGCCCAGGGACUGCCCAGUGCCAGCAGCCUGGCCCACUUCUGCCAGAUGCUGAACCAGGUGAAGCCACUCAAGGAGUCCUCCAAGGAGAUGAUGCCGUUUCACCACCUAUCCAUGCUGCACAUGAUCCUCCUUGGCAUGGGUAGAAUUGGGGGCUUGAGUCUCUUUGUGCUCACAGGUGCCAUAGCCAAGAAACUGGCUGCCCCAGCCAUCACUGUGUCCUUUGUUUUGGCCACCAUGGCCUCCCUGCUGGCCACCCUGUGCUAUGCAGAGUUUGGGGCUCACAUACCCCCACAUGGCUCUGCCUACCUCUUGAUCUACGUGUCCGUGGGUGAGCUGUGGGCUUUCCUGGUUGGCUGGGACAUGCUGCGCAUGUACAUUAUUGGUAGCACUUCCAUGGCCCGGGCCUGGAGCAGCUACCUGGAUGCUAUCUUUGGCUACCACAUCAGCAACUUCUUCAAGACCUACCUGGGUGUCUGGCAGGUGCCCUUCCUGGCCCCCUACCCAGACUUCCUGGCUGCCGGCAUCCCCCUUCUGGCCUCUGUCUGCAUCUCCUGUGGAGCCCGUGUGUCCUGGCUCCACCGCAUCUGGAGAGCCAUCAGCCUGGGUGUCAUCCUCUUCACCACCAUCCUGGGUUUCAUCCUGGCCUGCCCCCAAAACUGGAGCUCCCAGGAGGGUGGCUUUGCACCCUUUGGCUUCUUGGGCAUCCUAGCAGGCACAGCGACCUGCUUCUACACCUUCAUUGAUUUUGAGAUCAUCUCCGCCUCCAGUGAGGAGGCCCGGAACCCACGGCAGGCCAUGCCCAAGGCCAUCAUCAUCCGUCUGGCCCUGGCGGCCAUCACCUAUAUCCUGGUCUCGACCAUGAUGACCCUCAUGGUCCCCUGGCACAGUCUUGACCCAUACGCAGCCCUGGCUGAUGUCUUCCUCCAGCGAGGCUACAACUGGGCUGGCGUCAUCGUGGCGGUCGGCUCCGUCUGUGCCAUGACCAUCAUCCUGCUCAGCAACCUCCACUUCAUGCCGCACUUCGUCUAUGCCAUGGCAGUCGAUGGGCUGCUCUUCCAGGUGUUUGCCCAUGUCCAUCCUCGCACGCAGGUCCCCAUGGUGGGCAUCUGGGUCUAUGGAUUCCUCUCGGCCACCCUGGCAAUGCUGCUGGACCUCGAGGCGCUGGUGCAGUUACUGUCCAUAGGAAUGCUGCUCCCCUACACCUUCAUGGCUGCUGGCGUCAUCAUGCUGCGCUUCCGGAAGGACUCUCCACCCAGCCCCCUGGGCCAAGCCAGCCCCAGCCCCGGGACUGGGGAAUGCAGCUCCUGUAAUGACCACAUGCAGCCAGUGGAUGACAUGCAGGCUGUGGACCCAGAGCCUGGGCGGUUGCGGCCAGCCCUGAGGCCCUACCUGGGCUUCCUGGACAGGUGUGGACAUGGAAAUGCUGUGGCCUGGGCACUGGGCCUCCUGGUGGCCUCGGCCGUCACCCUGGGCUGUGUGCUGAACUUUGGGGACUCGGUCCUGCACCUGCCUCGCUGGGGCUACAUCCUGCUGCUUCUGUCCAGCGGGGUCGUCUUCCUGCUCAGUCUCGCCGUCCUGGGGGCCCACCAGCAGCAGCACCGGCAGGACAUUUUCCAGGUGUCCCUGGUUCCCCUGACACCAGCUCUGAGCAUCCUGCUCAACAUAUGUGUCGUGCUGCAGCUGAGCCUCCUGACAUGGUUGUGCUUCUUAAUCUGCCUCCUGAUGGGACUCCCCGUGUAUUUCAGCUACAGCACCCGGCACAGCAAGCUGAACCUGCGGGAGUCCUCAGGUAGAGACAGCCAGGUGGGGACGGAGCAGGGGUUGCAGCCACUCAGCCGGCCGCCUGCCCAGGAGCCUGGCCACACGGAGCAGCCCACUGAACCAUAA